Molecule: messenger RNA, 12275 nt
Organism: Amoebophrya sp. A120
Lineage: Eukaryota; Dinophyceae; Syndiniales; Amoebophryaceae
Source: the annotation of a GenBank genome assembly
AAGCGCAUCAAAGUUCUUGAAAGUUGUAUGAGUAAAGUUUUAAGUUCUUGUGCGCUCGUGCAUCAACAUCGUACAAGAAAAAAAUAAUGUCCGGUCGUCCCCCGUUUUCAUUGGCGGGAGACAACGGCUCGCCCAGUGAGCUUUACGGUGGCGGAAAGAAACACUGGCUCCGCCGCCUCCGACUGGACUACCGGCCUUGUGCAGCCCCGUCUUUUGCUGCAGCCGUGGAUGAUCGAUAUCGAGAUGACGAACAAAGCGACAGCCCACUCGGCCCGGAGUUCUGCCUGCGGGAUCGGACCGCGCCCGGCUGCAAGCAGGAGGAGGGGCUCCGGUCCAUUUGGGCCAGCGCGGAUCGCAAGGCACGUGAGUGCUUGAAUGCUUUGUAUCUGGUGAACAUGAAGACUACCAGUGGAGGCACUACUAAAAUUGGAAGUAGUAGUAACAAGCAUACCUUGGGCGCCGACCAACCGCCACCGUACCCGGCCCGGCUGGCGAUACGAGUGUACCCCGAGUUCUUUUUCACCGUGAAAAGCUACCAAGCUGUGCUGACCGAACGCGAACGCCAGGAGAAUGCGUUUGUGUUCGGCGAUGGUGUGCACGGGCAGGGGUACUACCUGAUCCGUGAACGAGAGGAAGAGGCAGCGAGUUCUGAAUUUGGGAUAAGUGGAAGUGCAAUUACCGGCACCACGGUUGCAUCCUCAAGCUCGUCCCAUCCUCAUCCUUUUGCAAAAGUCUUGAAGUCGUCCGCCUCCGCGGGAUCAUCUUCAUCUUCGAGGGGCGCCGCUGCAGCAAGACGCGCGUCCAUGAUUUUGCGUCCCGCGUUCCGCGGAGGCUUCAUCGGUCCGCGCGAGGGGUUUUUCUUCGGUAGGACCACCCCAGAACAGGGAAGGAUACUGGGGUACUACCCGCAGCGGCUGCCAGAGGAAGAGAUCGACUUCGAGCUCGCCCCGAAGUUUACUGGUCCGCGACCCGGCUUUUUCUUCGGAACGCGCCCGAUCCGCGACGGCGGCCGAGAGCAUGCAGCUACAGUGCUCUAUUUGGGUUACCACCGGGACAAAGCGAAGGCCUUCGCGGCGUCCUCCAGUGAGGCUCUUCAUCUUUCCGUUGCGCAGCAGCAGCUCGAGCAGCAGCAGCCAUCGGCGGCCGCACUGUCGUCGAAAAUAUUGAGGACGCUCGCGGCCCAAAACAAAUCAAAGUCACUGCAAGCGAAGGAAUUGUCGUCGAAUGGUGCAACAGCGUCCCGAGCGCAUGCUGCAGCUGGAACGCCGGGGGCAAAUGCGAAUACGGAUAUUUUUGCCGAUUCGACGAGGACCCCGAGAGACGACAGGGGCGACGCGAGUGCAAGUGCGCAAUACAGUGGCGACCAAACCCAAGCUCCUUCCGGUCGGGUAGGGACGAAUUUUUCAAUCACUUUUUCGUCCACUUCCGCGGGGGCCGUGAUGCGACCCUUUGACCCUGGCGCGGUCACCGGGGCCCGAAUUUUGGACAUCGUGCUGGAACUUGCAAAGUAUGACGCAUCUGCCCGUGAAUUCCUCAAAUUGCUCCUGCACCGUCCUUCCACAAUCGAUGCCUGGAAGUCAUGCACGGGUCUGUCCUACAGCGUUCCGAGUCUUACUGAUUGUUCAAAAGACGACGCCGGAAAGCAAAAAUUGAUGCUGAACAAGGAGCACGGCGCCAGCAGCGGCUCCAGCACCGGUGCCGCGGCCGCAAGCAAAGACAAAGAGCCACUCGUGGGCCGAGCGUUGAGCUCGGUGCUGAAACGUCCCCGGUUUGAUGCUGCGUGGUUGCAGGGUGGGCACAAGAGUUAUUCGUUGCGUCAAUUUGUGUUUGACCGUGCCCUACUGGCCUUCAUGUACCAAAUAUCCAGCAUGGCGUGGCGACCGUUCUUCAACGAGCAUCGUGUGCUUGCCGCGAUGCCGAAUGCGCGGCUGUUGAACAACGCUUUCCGGUUGAAAGGAGAGGGGAAGACCAUCGAGAAGCAGAUUCAGGUUCUGCAGUCCGUCUCCAAACCAGCCUGGGCGCAGCGCCGUGUCGGGUCGCCGCCUGGGCGCGCCUCGUCAGCCUGGAUGGGCGGCCACGCAGCUUACCAAGCGGAAGGCGAUGUGUAUCACUGGGCGCGCACUAGCAACAACUUCAUGCAGAAGAGCCUGCUUUACAAGGUAGUCCUUCGGAAAGAUACACACUACACCUGUUGCAGUUUCAUAAUUCUAGCACGCUGGAUUUGAUUGACAUGGCUCUUGUUCAGUUGUAUGUGACAUCAACAAACAUGGAAACAAUUGCAAACACGAAGACAAAACGCUGAGUGUUUUAGUUUUCCAGUUCGGUGGUCGGGUUCCAAUGACUAAGAAUAAAAAGCAGGAAGGUGCAGUUGUGGUUGAUCAGCUUUUCUUCUCAUUGAAAAACGUACUAACACAGGCGACCAACAAAUCCCUGGCAGAUGACGACCUCGGCAUCAACAGCCACUCUGUGUUGGCCUUCGGGAGCGUACAACCGAACGUGAACCAGUAUGAAGGUGGGCGCUACAACAAUGCCCACACAACGACGUAUGGUCCAAACGCAAACGCCAGCGGUGCACCACUGUCCGCACGCUGGGGCACGCACAGUGGCAUGUUUACGCCCAGGGAAGCAUCUUUGCAGAUGACCCCGCGAUCUGCGCGCUUGCAAUUCGAUGGUGGUAGCAGUGGGACGCCUUUUUGCGUUGAAAACGAUGCCCUCGGUGGCAAUGACACCAUCCUCACCGCUCCUGGAGCUUCUGCUGACACGUGUUCGCUGGAAUUGGAUCUUUCCUCUUGCUUUCGCGCGAUGCAUGAUCGCCUGAUGUGGCAACCUGUAGCGGUGAGCUCCCAGUAUCGGUUUGUGCCGCAGAACCGGAAAUCCAUCCUGAAACACGAACAACAAAUGAACGCGGACACGGUGCUGGCGUCGUGGGUGAACAGAGGAAACAAUCCGCGGGACAAAGGCAAACUUUGGGCCGCGAGAGAGUUUGAUCCGAGCUAUUCAAGUCGUACCGCCGGCGGGGGCAAGACCAAGAGCGAGAACCACAUUGUGGACAUGAAGACAAUGCCCGCCGACUGGAGCAAGAAGUUUCCCUUACGUCAUGACCAGAUGGCGGCCGUGACCUGGAUGCGCGAGCGCGAGUUGCGAGCGAAGCCUUUCCGGGUUGAGUACGAGCGGAUGCUGGAGGGCAAUUUCUUCCUGCAGGAUUUGGCCAACUGGGAUUUGGAGCUCCGAAUGCAGGCGGACUACUCUGCCCGGGGCGGCGUUUUGGCAAACCCGGUGGGUGCCGGAAAGACCGCGACCGUGCUGGGUUUGAUUGCGCUGGACAAAGAAGCUCCGUUACCGUGUGACGAGCCCGGGGCAAUGCCGCAGAAGCCACCGACCCGAUUCCCAAAAGGGUUCGAGCACGACCGCAAACCAAAGCAGCCGGUCGCAACGGCGGCGGACAGCGACGAAGAGGAAACCUCGUCUUCCCCCGCAGCAGCUGCGCCCCUUUUGGAAGCAGGCUCGUCUACUAAGAAUAAGAAACUGAACAAACGAAGCCGCGGACGAGGAGCGAAAUCAACGUCUGAAGACGCACAUCAAACUCGAGCAGCGAAAUUUUCUCGCCAGACACCUUCUCGCAAGACACCUUCACCUUCCAAAAAAUUGCCGUCUGCCGUUGUCGCGAAGGCAAAAGCCUGCGGCAGCGUCAAGAAGAGUAACAGCAAAGUGAAACCAACGGCGAAGGGAAAAGCCACUGUCGCGAAGAGCAAGGCAGCUGGAAAUAAGGCGAAAGCGUCGCCUCCGCCGUCAGGAGGUCGAGCAGCGCUUCAACAUAUUAACGACGUCGUGCCUCCUUCUACUCAAACCGCCGCGGCGAGCGCAUCAUCGUCUUCUGGUCCGCCCAACGCGAGAGAUGGAGGCAAAAGCAAGAAGAAAAAAGUCGGGUCCUCUUCGGACGCAACUUCGAAAUCCGUUGCCGACCAGGUGCGAAAAGUCUUCAGCGACCAGGAGGCACAGGUUUUGGACCACGACUGCUUUUUUCCGAGCAAGGCGACUCUUGUUUUUGUCCCCGGCCACCUGGUGGACCAGUGGGAGCGGGAAAUUGCUAAGUUCAUGCCCGAUCACAAGCUCAAUAUCCUCGCGCUGCGCAACGUCAACCCCCUCAAGCUGCUCACCGUCGGCGACAUCCAGCGGGCAGACAUCGUGAUUUGCAGCUACCGCAUCCUCUUCUCAGAGAACUACCAGCGCCUGCGGUUGAAAGAGCUGCUGUUUGGCUUCGGUGCGCAUUUUUUGAAAAAACCAGGCAACGCAGCUGCAACAACUUCUGCCACGACGAAAACAGAAAGUGAAAAAGAACCGAAGAAAGUUGGCAGUGAAGAGGACGAGGUGCUGGAGGCUGCGUCACAACGGGAAGGUUUCCGUUCUCCAGCUGCAGCGAUGACCUCGGCCGCAACGCUGCCGACCGAAGCGAACAAGGAAACAAAUAUUGACGGGGGUGACACAAACACCAUGUUAUCUGCGUCUGGGCCGACACAGACUCAGACGCUGAAUCUGAACUAUAGACCGACGAGCAGAAGUGGUGCACGACCUCAGGCGAUAACGAUUCUGAAGACAGAAAACCAGCAGCAGCAGGGAGGCAAGAGCAGUAGUUCCUCGGCAGCAGGAGGAGAAAAUCAACAACCCAGCUCGUUCGCAAUGGCGCACAGGCCUGAUCUUUCCCUCUGGAUUCAGGAUCGCAAGUACGGGAUUCGCACCAAGAAACGCAAGGUUGACUCUAUCCUCUCCGUAAUGGACCACGGAGCGCGUGCGGUAGUGGAUGCCACGGGCGUGGUUCCGAAUGAGAAGAACAAGUACAACAAGAAAAGAUUUGUCGAGGAGGAGCAAAAUAAACCGCUGUCCACCGUGUUGCAGGGACCCGCAAAGGAGCGCUUCAAAUCCUGGCACUUCUCAGACCGCGAGCGAACGAUGCUCCAUUCGCUGCUGAAGGAGCAGGUGCGAGAGUUUCGCAAGAACCCGACGCAUUUCCAGCACUGGCACGACAGUCAACGCGAUGGUGUCAAGUACUUUCGAUCGAUCCACCGGCAAGCCUUGCUUGUCGCCGCGGCGGUUGAGACGGCGUCCCGCGCAAACAAAAGUUUAAGCGAGAGGGCCGAGCAGCGGCGCGCCGCAUUGUUGGAGAAGCUAGCGCAAGAAUUGUCGGACGAUGGCGACGAAAGACCACCGCAAGCAGAGAGCGACGGCAGCGAGCCAGAUUCACCUCUUGCACAAGAGAUACAAAACGCGCAAGGAAAAGCGAAAAAGAAAAAGCCGCGGCCACGAGGGCGACCGCGGCUGAAGCCGAAGCCCAUCGAGGCUGCUCCGAAAGCGAAAGUACUAGCUCAGAAACCCAAAGUUCUCGUUGCCUCAGUCCUACUGAAGAAGCCGAAGCGGAAAGAAACCCGGCUUGUUCCGCCUGGCGGUGGCAAAAACAAAAAGCUGCUGACCAAAAAGAAGGAGAACAAAGCAAGUCCGGGUAAAAGCAAACAAAAACGCCACACACCGGGUAGGAAGAGGCCUGGGAAAGAGAUGUCAGAGCUGCUCGCGAGUCCUGACAAGGUCGCCGAGCCGCGCGAAGACUCGCUCCAAGACACGGAGUACUUCACGAAUUGCGUGCGCGAGUUUCGGAGAGCCCGGCUGCUUGGCACGGAAGAGGAGUGCGCCACCGCGCUCGAGAUCCACGAAGCCCAGGACCUUCGCUUCCCGCUACUGGAGAUGUUUCUCUGGCGUCGUGUGGUGUUUGACGAGAUGCACGAGCUGGAAUCGUUCAAUCCGAAAGAAGUGGACAUUCUGCUGCGGUUCCGCGCCCUGUUCAAGUGGGGACUGACCGGCUCCCCCGCGGCCUUCUCGGUUCGAUCCGUCAACGCCAUGGCCUCGCUCUUGUCCAUCGAUCUGCUCGGCGUGUCAAAGGAGGAAUCCGGUCUGUUGGACCAGGUCCACCAGUACGCCGAGGCGUGCGCUGUGACGCAGGGCGGGGACCGGGGCGGGGCCUUGAGCGAGCACCUAGCCACCUAUCUCGCUCAGGACGAAUACAACUUCGACGCGGUGACGCAGCGGCUCAAAGCCUGCGUGGACUGGUUCUGUAAUUGCUGCGGUGCAAAGCUGCUUGUGUCCCACAAGAUGCCGCAGGUCUUUCGCGGUACAGUCCGCUGUGGCGAGUGCGGCGCCGCGAACCACGCAGAGGUCCAGUUCCGCCGGCGCACGAGGCUCGACGAGGACGCAGACUCGCCCUCCAACAUCAAUAGCUCCCCGCAGCCACUGCCCGAGGUUGGCAGUCGGGUCUACGACCCCUCGCUACGCUGGUCGGCGUCUAACUUGAUGACCACGAAUUUGGUGGAGGCCGCCAGCAGCCGCAAUUCGCGCACGCGCAUGUACGUGGAGGAUCGGCCGCUGAGCAGCGACUUGGCCUACGUGGUCCAAAACGACGACGUGGACAGAAGGCGUCUCCACGCCUUGCAGUAUCGAAACGUGAAUUGCGGGGUGCGGUGGACGGUCCCUUUGGACGUUGCUGAUGCUGGAGGGAAAGGCGAUCGACUGAGCCGUAGCAAUCCAAAUCCUAGGCAGGAUAUCUUUCAGCUGAAGAACAAGACACAGCAUCACGACGUUCUUGACGAGGAUGUUGAGGCUCGCCGGCUGCACGACCAUGAUGUAGCUCCUGAGAACGCGCUUGUUCCCGUGACAAGAUCGGCCGAUCAUAACGCAAACGCAAUAGCCGAGAGCAGACAGAAGAUCGUGACGAGGAGCGCCAGUGCUAUCGCUGUCAAAUCGUCUAUUGCGAUCCCUUCCUUUUCGCUGAGACGGGAAGACAUGCUCUACUCAGAUUUUCAACGGCAACUGGUGAAGCUCGAGGGCCGGCUGGACAAUGCGGACUAUCCAAAGAAAAAAACCCAUCCACAUCCAAUUUGUCAUGCAAAACACGUAUAAAAUCAUGUGUUUGUCAUGCAAAAAAUGGAUGUCGAUGAGUUUUUUUCUGUGGAAACGGACGGUCGCGACAGUAGUAGCAGCUCGUCGUCGGCGGACGAAGGUGCUGGGCAGGAGUACGACGACGUUAAUGCUUUGCGAGAAGCGGAGCGAGAAGAGGCUGUCCUUGGCAUGAGCAGCAUUCGAAAUAAAACAUCGAACAGCGGGGGAUUCGAGCUUGCUGGCCUGAAGAGUUUCGCAACCGUUACCGCACAAAUGCGAACAGAGACCUUGCUCUCGCCAGGCAGCGAAGAUCAUGGCUCUUCCUUCGUGGACGUUGCAGACAAAGUCGCGCAGCGGAGCAAUCCUCCUGGGCUGACGCCAGCACAGCAGGCAGGGGUGCAGUCCAUCCCAGGGCUAGAAGAUGAUGGCAUCGUGGAGCCCGUUGCUGGUUUGCUGUCUGCGGCUUCACGCCAACUGGUCGUCGCAGCGGAAGUGAAGCAUUCGUCCCCAACCGCUGUAAACCCUUUCAACGCAGCCGAGGACCGGCAUUUUCGGAUCGCCGAGGAGAGACGGAUGAUGCGCGAACUCGACCGCUUCCGCAAAACCGCGCAGCCGCGACUCGUCGCCGUUCCCUCGGCGUUUGCGCUGCAGCGCUGGAGCACGCUGGCCCGGCACCCCUUCGAGCGGUCCGCCACAUACCAGCAGAACGCCGCGCGGUUCCUUCGCGAAUUUGCGUGGCGGCGGUCCUACCCGUUGCGCGUCCGCGUGGUCCAACACGUCGUUUAUGUCACACAGAUGCCACAGGAGCGAGCCUUGUACUUGAACCGCGUCCAGUCGCUGCCGACCUGUCGGGAAGUCUACGAGUUGCCCGCCGCCGAUGGCGUGGUCACGAGCACAACCCGCGGGGGAACCCAGCGCGACGCGGGGCAGCAGUUUGCCACUGGGAAGCACAUACCGAUCUCUAAUGUGGAAAUCGAGCGCCGUCGCGAAUUGCUGGAGCUAUGCUCGCACUUCGCAAAAGGUAGGAAGUACGAGAGAUGCUGCGCUUUUUUUAGAGACCACCACCCGAGAGAAACUUCAUUUUGAUGAUGAGCUGCUGCGUCUGAUGGCUUUAGUACUAUCUUCAGACGAGCAGGUCAUGAGUCGGUGUGGGCUAAAGAACAAGAAGUAGAUGUAGGUCUGCUUAUAAAGGACACGCAUGAUCUCUCUUUGUCGCGUACGCGUUCGAUUUCCACGCCACAAGAAAACGCCCAACCAAAAAAUCAGGCACGCACGGUUCUGUCACCGGCGAGGUUCUUCGCGUGCUUGCUAAACGGCGCGCUGAUGUCGAGUCCGAUCUUGCCCAGGUCGCCUAUUUCUUGAAGCAGCUGGAGUGUUGUUUGCGCGUGCGCGUAUUGGGGGCAGAGUCUCGAAGCAGCUCAGGAUCGUCGUCGUCGGCCGCCGAGGGCGAGAACGAGGAGGAAGAGCCGGGUCUCUUUUCGUCUUUUUUCCCGACCACCAUGGGCAAAAACGUCCGCAAGCAGCGGGACAAAUAUUACAGUGGCAGUGUUCUUGGGAGGAGCAACGUGCGGGUGAUGAAACGCAAAGACUACAAGGAGACGGAAAACUCCGGACCGUGGGCAUCACAAUCGGUUGCAAACUUGAUGAGGGCUAAUGAUGCUAGCAUGGUACACGAGAAGGGUCUUCCCAAACACUUGUCGGAGAAAAUUCGAGCUGUGAUGUUUCAUCCAACGUCAAGUGCGGACACAGCCAGCGGCUCGGGUGGAGCCGCCUCGUCUUCGUCGUCCUCGGCACCAAGGAGCGGAGGUCCCUUGUUGGUGACAAAGACAGGCGCGGUGGUAUCAUCGACAACACUUGCAAUCAUCGCUGCGUCUGGUGCCGAUACCAUCAAGAACAGCGACCCUGUGUCGAACAAGGACAGACGUAGUGCCAGAGACGGGCUCGGUCCGGGGGAGCGCGCUACGCUGCUGGGCGGUGGUGGGGCGUCAUCGUCUUCCUCGACCCUGUUGCCCCCAUUGUCUUCCUCUUCUAGUAGUAGCGCCGCCGGUGUGCAGCAAAAUUUGGUUUCGGGCUCGACCAACUAUGACCCGUUUGACUUGGAUAUGAUAGUGGAUGCGGACGACGUCGAGUUCCCCCUCGCUGCGGGUAACUACAAGACAUCGAACGAAGACCGCACACAGCUGCUACCGGACCCGGUAUUGAGAAAGUUGCGUGACCUGGAGAAACGCGCAGACGAAAAUGCGGCAGCUUCCGGGUCGUCCGCAGAGGAGCAAGAAAGCGGCCAAGAACCUUUGGACUUACCGGGCAUCGUAACCAGGCUGCUGCGCCUGUGGAACGAAGAAGUUCCCGUGCUCGCAUCCCGGUCCAUAUUCCACGAUGCUUUCAAAGAGAACCGACCUGGGGACGGGGAUCGGCUGGACGCGCUGGAAAACCUGGGAACCCUCUCCCGCCGGAAAAAGGAGGAGCAGUUGCAGAUGCACGAGCGCGACCUGUCGCAGCUCAUUUGUGCACAACUGGACCGGUUGCUGACCGCCUAUCAGCACUACAACUUCUUCCGCAAGACGCUGGACGUGUACGCCGACUCCACCGCCAGCUCCGCAGCCUCGUCGGUCGGCGGAGAUGUUGGGGACCACCUGAGUGGUGUUGGCAGUGCGAAGAAGAACCUCGAGGCUUUUCUUUCUGAUGGCAACACCUCUGCGCGAAGCUCCUCUUCAGGAUCGUCAGGGUCCGCCGGAAACAACAUCUCCAGUGAUCAGAAAGUACUAGCACUAGACCAGCAGAGCAUGAACAACAAACUCGCUGAGGAUGCAAUAGAAGAGGUGGUCUCGUCCGCUAAAAACGAGAAGCUGCAGCUCUCGUCGACCACCUUUCCGCAGGCCGAUGCGGCUGCCAGUUUCACAACGAGAGUUGAUGCGGCCGCAACAGGCGAAAAUAAUGCGGUCGUCGCCACAGCUAAUGCCGCGAUUGCAGUGCCAGCGCAGCUCCAGCCGAGUGGUAAUAUCACAACUUCGCAUGGCAUCAAGAACCCGUCCAGGGCGGACCAGCGCUACUGCGCAAUUUGCACGGAAUACCACGACGUGUCCGAGCUGGGAAUCACUCCGUGCGCGCACGUUUUCUGCGUAGUUUGUCUGAACGCGAUGGUGGAGAACCAGUAUGCAUUGCAAAAGUAUGGUACUAGUAUAAAUUGCAUUACAAAUUUUGGCAAGAAGAGAAGUCAAAUUUGUAAUGCUGUUUUACCUUAGGAAGAAGAUUUGUCAUGCAUAUUUGCAAUUAGUACGAGUGCGAUACUUUUGCACAGGAUAACCAGCGGAAGUGCGCGAUUUGCCGGCAGCCCUUGCACGAGAAGGACAUUUUGUCGCUCUCUUCGGAGCUGCAUGCCUGGAAGACGGAGGUGGUGCAGCAAGAAGAGCAGGCUACCAUGGCGACGCUGGGCCAAGUAGGCAAGCGAUUCCGCUACCAGAAACUCACGCGCGGCAGUCUGCUUUCGCCCGCCGUGAAUGAAGGAGGUGCUGUGUUCGAUCAGCCGGAAGCUCUUCUAGAGCCUCCGCGAAAGAUAUCAAAAAAGAUGACCAUGAAAGAUAUCAAGAAGAGCGUGGAGCAACAAGACCACUCGCCCACCCACGGCCGCUUUUACCCAGCCAAAAGACAGAAGCAGAGUCCUGACGGAAAAAAGAGUCAGAAAAAUUUUGCUGGAGGAGCGCAGAACAGGAAAAAUGCAACCACCACUACGUCCGAUGAGGAGCUUGACCCGCAAUGCUCCGCGGUGACAAUAUUGGAGGACGUCGCAGGGCCGAUCGACUUCGUCCGGACGUUGAUCCCCAAAGGACAAAUCGCUUUUCCAGUAGCAGCGAAUGUUGGCAGCACGACCGCCAACGACUCAUCUACUUCGUCCGCGUCGUCUUCGUCCUCCUCGGCAGGAGCUGGCAAUGGAAAAAAUGAAGCCGCCGUGAGCAGCACAACUUCAACUGUAUGGAAGAGUCAGAAUCGAAAUCAACAAAAUCGAAAUAAUUUGUGAUGCAUAAAAUCGAUACCAGUUGGAGCCUCAGUUUCCAAGUAGUGCAUGACAAAUUUCGGGAGAACCAAAAUCCAGUCCGUCAUGCUGCUUGGGAAACGGAGACUGCUCCUGUCAUGCUACCCGGGAAGCACAUCGCCUUCCCCUAAACAGGCUUGCAAGCGGUUUCACUUGCCUGCUCCCCAACACAGGCUGCGCGUGCCCUACAUUUUAUGCAUGACAAACUAUUUCGAUUUUGUCCAUUUCGAUCCUGACGCAUCCAUAAACUGAGAAAGAGUUGUAUCCCCUCGUAGACAUAGCGGCGACGUACGGGUCGAAGAUGCAGAAGCUAGCGGAGCUACUGACGAAAAUCAAGGGCGACGACAAAAACGCAAAGAUCCUGGUCUACUCCCAGUGGGACAAGGGAAACAAGUUGGCCUUCGAAGCCCUGCAGAACCUCCAACACUUGAGCUGCCACCUGUUCAACGGCGGCGUUGCCGCGAAAGCACGCCUCCUUCGCCGGUUCGCGGACGCCGAGCCGGGAAAGGCAUCAUUAGACGUGCUGUUGAUUAUGGGACUCUCAAAUGUUACAUUCUCAACUGUUACACGAUUUGUCAUGCAAAAUUUCCGUCAAUAGCUACAUGAUCAAGCUGCUUCGCAUGACAAAUUCCCGAAGAGCUGCCAGGCUGAAAAUCUACUGUGCCAAAUCUGUCAUGCAAGAUGCGCUAGGUCUCCCGUCCCCUUUCACGUUUGCCAUUCCUGCAUCACAAAUUCAUGCAACAGGAGUUGAGAAUGUAACGUUUGAGAACACCAUAUUGAUCCCCCUGGACUUCGGGGCCAGCGGUUUGAACAUGGUGCUCGCACAGCACAUCGUCUUCGUGCACCCCUUAUCAACUGCAAAAAUGUCUGGGUCUGGAAAGUUGGAACUUGUGAUGCAAAUUUUGGAAUCUAGAAAACUCUGUAUUGCAUGACCAGCAAGAGGAGUCCAGUUUCUGCUAUGCGGGGAGGCCAUUUGUCAUGCGGAAUAGGCAUCAAGAAGCACUCAGAAAAUCUGUGAUGCCAGGGAAUACAUCACAGACGUCACGGGCCAUGUGAAAUCUGCAUGACAAGUUCGCAUCCUUCCAGACCCAGACACUUUUGCAUUUGAUACCCCUUCAGUUUUCCCUCCGUCGCCCAGACGCGGGCCGCGGAGGCGCAGGCCAUCGGCCGGGUGUGCCGGCCGGGGCAGGCACGCGGAGACAUCCACGUGUGGCGACUCUGCACUUUGAACACUGUGGAGGAGGAACUUAUCAACGAACGGUGCGGAAAUGGCUCCUCGACGGGUGGGAAUGUUUUUCAUGAGGAGCAGGCUGCUCCUGCGUGA